Messenger RNA from Rhincodon typus (whale shark), 1979 nucleotides. RefSeq names its product zinc-binding protein A33-like. The record is from RefSeq and is a predicted model, not a curated record. NCBI's taxonomy places the organism in Eukaryota, Metazoa, Chordata, Chondrichthyes, Orectolobiformes, Rhincodontidae. The transcript has 6 exons. Gene Ontology annotation, molecular function: zinc ion binding; protein binding.
UGAAGAAAUGAUUUCAGAUUAAAAUAUUUUCGAUCAGGUGACAGUUUCCGAGAAGCUGCAAUUUUAAUUUUUCAGUGAAGUUACAAACUUGUUUCGGAAGGUGCCAAUGUCUUGCUUUCUGUGAACGGCCAAAGGUGAGACAUCGCUAAGUUUUCUCAACAGAAAUCGCGUCGCUUUCCGGUUCCGUUUAAUGACAUCGCGGCGAGAGUUUACUCGAGGGAGCUGCACCGGGAACAUCCAGCCGUCGGCGAAUUAGUCCGAGGCUCCACGAUGGACGGUGCCGGUGGAUGCAGAAAGGAAACCCCAAACCAUCGAUCACCAUCUCGUUUCCGCCUGAACUGAAUGUGUUCAGCAGCGCAGCAACAUUGAAACUGAAAGCGGUUUGAAUCAGGAAGUGCUGAGCGUGAACAUGGAUUCCAGGCAGCAGGUCCACAGUUUGAUCGAGGAGGCAAUUUGUCCCAUUUGUCUGGAUUUCUUUACCGACCCGGUUAUACUGGAUUGUGGCCGCUCCUGUAUCACCCAGAGUUGGGAAAAGCAGGAGAGAAACUCCAGCCCGGAAUGUAGACAGGAAUUUCCAGAAAAAAACCUCAGGGUGAAUCGGGCCUUAGCGAAUCUGGCCGAGAAAGCUCGACAAUUAAAUCUGAAUCCACAAGAGAAGGAAAGUAAAUCUCACUGUGAGGAACAUCAGGAAGAACUGAAGCUGUUUUGUGAAACUGACAAGAAAUUGAUCUGUCUGAUUUGUAGAGAUUCCCGGGAACACAAAUCCCACAACUUCAUGCCGAUUAAAGAAGCUGUUGGAAUCCACAAGGAUCGGGUGAAAUCUUCUUUAGAUUCUCUCGCAGAGAAGAAAUCGGAGGCUCUAGAAAUGGGGCGGCAGCAGAAACAAAAGAUUUCCCAAAUUCAGGAGGAAUCCAGAAACCUUCAGACCCACAUCACGUCCGAAUUUGCUCAAAUGCACCAGAUUCUCACUGAGAAAGAGCAGCGUUUACUCCGAGAUCUCAGUGAACAAGAGGAAAACACUCUGAAACCAAUGGAGGAAAACCUUUGUGAAAUUCAAGAUAAUUUAAAGUCUAUUCAGGAGAAACUUUCAAAGUUGGAAAAACAGUUGUAACAAACAGACGGAGUGAUAUUCCUGAAGGAGGAAGCAUCUCGGAAAAGGAGGAUCAGCGAUGAGAUUGGUUGUAUACUGUCACGAACAGAUGGUGUCCAGUCCACCAAAAAAGCCAACAUCCUUUUUCCAUUUCCAGUGUGGACAGAAGUGGUGGAGGCCAUGAAACCUAAUAAAGUCUCUGUGACCCUGGAUGUGGAAACAGCGAAUCCCCGGCUCGAGGUGUCUGAGGAUCUGAAGAGUUUGAGACUGACCAGGACCCGGAGGGAUCUCCCUGUCACCGGGAAGAGGUUUACUGACUGGGUCUGUGCCCUGGGAUCAGAGGGAUUCACAUCGGGGAGACAUUACUGGGAGGUGAAGGUGGUGGGGAAUCGGGACUGGAGUCUGGGAGUAGCCUCAGAGUCUGUGGAGAGGGAGGGCUGGGUCAAUCUGAUCCCGGAGAAUGGAUUCUGGAUCAUUGAGCGGGUUGAGGAUCAGUUUUAUAUAAACUUCCCUCGAACCCCUCUCCAUGUCGGUCAGGUCCCCGGGAAGGUGGGAGUUUAUCUCAGUUAUGAGUCUGGGACAGUUUCAUUCUAUGACGCGGACACCAUGUCCCAUCUCCACACCUUCACUGGGAAUAAAUUCACUGAGAAACUUUAUCCUUACUUUCACAGUUGGAAUUUAAACCAGUUUCUGAAAAUCUGCUCCUGAAGGGGCGGGGCCUCCCUGACCUCACAAUGACCUGACCCCGGGAUUAGGGUCAGGGUCAGAGGUCGGGGGCAGAAACGUGUCAUUGAGUUUCCAGAUUUUACUUUGUAAAAUCACAAUCAGUCUGUAAAUAAAACUAAUACAAGGAUAAAUGUUGGAGAAUUAAAAUAAAAAGUAAAUUAAA